CCUGUUCAGUCGAUAUCGAACCGCGGCUAAUAGCAAACGUGCAAGGAUUAAAAGUUGCAAGUGCCAAAGACAAACUAACGGCCGGGGUCGAAUAAAAGUGAUGUUCUGAUUCGGAAGAAUGAGUUGUUCCAUAUUUGUUCAAGAUAGCCGUAUGAUGCUCCCGUAUAAUUCACACCACCACCAGCAGCAGCAGCAACAACAAUCGGAUCAAACCCAACAACCAACGGAAAUUAACAGCUUUCAGCAGUUCUUCUACGAUCAAAAUCAAAUCAGAUUACCCACCGGAAUUGUCCCACUGGAUUUGUCUCUCCGCCAAGGCAAUGUACCAAUGACUCCACCAACAACUCCAUCCCCACCACGCAAGCGAACAAAAAUGUUCGAUGAAGAUGAAUGGAGAUUGAAAAUUGUUAGUGGUAACUUUCGGCCAACAAACCAAUUUUCGGACACUGUUUGCAUCGAUAACAAAAAGUAUUAUGCCAACACUACGUUAACAACAAACAGUCCGCGUUUUCGUUACUUUGACGAUUCUACCCGGUUGCCCCCUUUUAAAUCGUUGCAAACAACAACUUCCACCUCGGCAACAGCGUCGUCAGCGGAUGAUCUGCUACAAACAGCAGUCGAAGAAUUGAUCGACAUCACUGGCCAGGACGACUCAUCCGGAGAAGAAUCUCGCCGUUCCCCGUCCAAUAUCGAUGUGGAGUCUCUGGAUCCCGAUGAAGACGGAAAUGGCGAAGGGGAAGACGACGCUGACGACGAUAGUCAACAGUCGAUUAAUAUUGUUGAUAGCGAAAAGGAGAAUAGCGAAGCUGUACUGAUAGAUGGGCAGCGAUAUUUUGAGAACGAGAAGCUACAUCUGCAAGCCAUCGAAGGAUUCGCACGAUUGUUCGAGAGAAGUUUCGCCGGGUACGAUCAUCAUCACGUGAAGGAACGUUCUCCUAAACAUUGUUCGCUGCGACCGAAAUCAGAACGGCGACGUAUCAAAACGCGAAAGCAAAUAGUUGAUGAAGAUAACACCAGCCCCGUCUCGGGAACGAUCAUUCGGAAGUUACAGGAUGGCGAAGAGCUGGUCGUUCGCAAGGGAGAUAUCGAUCCGGCUUUCAAUGUGGUAGAAAUAACCGACGAAGCAAAGGAGAUUCUGUCGAAAAUCGAAAACAAGAUCGGUUCGUAUUUGUGUCAACUAUGCCGAGCGCUGUACGAUGAUGCUUUUGGUUUGGCUCAACAUCGCUGCUCACGAAUAGUGCAUAUCGAGUACCGGUGUUCCGAGUGUGAUAAGGUUUUCAAUUGUCCGGCUAAUCUUGCCUCACACAAGCGCUGGCAUAAACCGCGGAAUGGGACCGGUGGACCGGGACAAUCCGGUACGGUCGAGUGUCGAGAGGGAAAGAAAAGAAGUAGUGGGACAAUUAACGCGGAUAGUGCGGACAAGAUAGACGAUGAGUGUGUAGAAACCGUGGAUAUUGGUGGGACAGACCGCAGGCCUGCUAUCGGGUCCAACGCCCCAGAGGAAGUGUUCCGAUGUAAUCAGUGCGGGAAAAGUUUUAGAAGACAAAGCUACCUUAAGAAACACCUUCAAUCCCACCAGUCACCAACGGAUGCUUCCGGGCGUCAGAAUGACCCCGGAAUAUUGUCCGCAUCGUCUUUGGUUCAGCAAAAUGCAGCAGCUGCCGCUGCUCUCUUCUGCGGUCAGGCACAACUGCACACUGUAGGUGGAGCACCGCCAACUGCUGGAGCAUUUCCACGUGCUGGCAACACUUCCACAGGAGGACUUUUUCCGUUUCCUGCAGCGUAUGGCGGUCACUUCCUCAAAGAUUCCGGAACUUAUUCCGAGUUCGAAAAACGGCGCUGGCAGUCACUAAGUGAGCUGUAUCUUCAGCAGAGGGAGCGACUUUCUGCCUUCCAGUAUGUUAGACAUCACCAAUACGAGGACUAUCUUAAAAGCUUUCAACCAUUCCAUUUCGGUCGAGAUAAAUCCUGACAGAACGUGCUCCGACCGGUACCUCGACUAGCAGCGCCGGCCAAUUUAUGGGGACAGGGUCAACCAGCUUCGAUGGAGUCUCUAGCUCCGUUAUCAACUCCAACAGCAACCGGUGCUGCAUCCGCCGAGAGAAUGCAACGUCCUCAGUCUACCGUAGCAACCGACUCUUCAUUCCACCAACUGACAAAUUCGCGCCCGCCACCGACGGCGGCUUCUCGAAUAAUAGAACAUGUACACCAAAGCUAUUAAACCUUCUACAGAAUCCCCGUAGGACACAGAAUGUAAACAAAUUAGCUCUAUGUACAAUUUUGUAACAAAAAUUUCCCUUAGGACUAUUAUCGAAAUCGAAUACCCGGAAGAAUGUCUAGCGUGAAAACAAGAAAAUAAAAUCAAUCUAACCUUAUACAGUCCGAAACGUAUAACAUCAAUAAAUAGGCUUUUGAUAGCGCAUUAU
Messenger RNA from Wyeomyia smithii (pitcher-plant mosquito), 2426 nucleotides. RefSeq names its product zinc finger protein 711 (gene nerfin-2). Gene Ontology annotation, biological process: neuron differentiation; negative regulation of transcription by RNA polymerase II; regulation of cell cycle process. Gene Ontology annotation, cellular component: transcription repressor complex; nucleus. The coding region runs from base 119 to 1972 and encodes 617 amino acids. The transcript is spliced from 3 exons. Gene Ontology annotation, molecular function: DNA-binding transcription repressor activity, RNA polymerase II-specific; RNA polymerase II cis-regulatory region sequence-specific DNA binding. NCBI's taxonomy places the organism in Eukaryota, Metazoa, Arthropoda, Insecta, Diptera, Culicidae. The record is from RefSeq and is a predicted model, not a curated record.